AGCCACACUCAACAUGGCGGAACGCACCGCCCCGCGCACGCCAGGGACGCGAGCGGAAGCGGAAGUGCGCUUACUAGCUACAUGUGCUGCUCCUAGAGCGGUGGCAGCCGACUAGGGUGCCCGGGGGUGCUGGGACCCAGCGGCAUUGAGUGAUCUCCGUUCCGCCAUGGGCAAGAAAGGCAAAGUAGGCAAGAGCCGACGAGACAAGUUCUAUCACUUGGCAAAAGAGACAGGUUACCGUUCCCGCUCGGCCUUCAAGCUGAUCCAGCUCAAUCGGCGCUUUCAGUUCCUGCAGAAAGCCCGGGCCUUGCUGGACCUGUGUGCUGCUCCAGGAGGAUGGCUACAGGUGGCUGCAAAGUUUAUGCCUGUAUCCAGUCUUAUUGUGGGAGUGGACCUGGUUCCAAUCAAACCUCUUCCCAACGUGGUGACUCUCCAGGAAGACAUCACAACAGAACAUUGUAGGCAGGCCCUGAGGAAGGAGCUGAAGACCUGGAAAGUGGAUGUUGUGCUUAAUGAUGGGGCCCCCAACGUUGGAGCUAGCUGGGUCCAUGAUGCUUACUCACAAGCUCACUUGACACUGAUGGCUCUGCGUUUAGCAUGUGAUUUCUUGGCCCGUGGUGGCUGCUUUGUUACAAAGGUUUUUCGUUCCCGUGACUAUCAGCCCCUACUUUGGAUCUUCCAACAGCUGUUCCACCGUGUCCAGGCCACCAAGCCCCAAGCUUCUCGCCAUGAAUCUGCAGAAAUCUUUGUAGUCUGCCAGGGAUUCCUGGCUCCUGACAAGGUGGAUAGUAAAUUCUUUGAUCCCAAGUUUGCCUUUAAGGAAGUUGAAGUUCAGGCUAAGACUGUUACUGAGUUGGUGACUAAGAAGAAACCAAAGGCUGAAGGCUAUGCUGAAGGUGACCUCACUCUCUAUCAUCGAGCCUCAGUCACUGACUUCCUGCGUGCUGCCAACCCUGUUGAUUUCCUCUCUAAGGCCAGCGAAAUCUUGAUAGAUGAUGAAGAUUUGGCACAGCAUCCAGCUACCACUGAGGACGUACGGGUGUGCUGUCAAGACAUUAAAGUGCUAGGGCGCAAGGAGCUCAGGUCUCUACUGAACUGGAGAACAAAGCUUCGACGACACGUGGCCAAGAAGCUGAAGGAGCAAGCCAAAGCACUGGACAUCAGCCUUAGCUCAGAAGAGGAAGGUGAUGAUGAGGAGCAGGCAACAGCUGAGACAAAGCAGGCCUCUAAGGAAGAGGAAGAGGAGGAGCAGCUUAACAGGACCCUGGCAGAGAUGAAGGCUCAGGAGGUGGCAGAACUAAAGAGGAAGAAAAAGAAGCUGCUGCGUGAACAGAGGAAGCAGCGGGAGCGUGUGGAGCUGAAGAUGGACCUGCCUGGGGUUUCCAUUGCAGAUGAGGGGGAGACGGGCAUGUUCUCCCUCCGCACAAUCCGGGGCCAACAAUUGUUAGAGGAAGUAACGCAAGGGGACAUGAGUGCUGCAGACACUUUUCUGUCUGACCUGCCCAGUGAUGACAUCUAUGUGUCAGAUGCUGAGGAGGAAGAGGAAGAUGGUUGUCUGGAAAGUGAUCUGGAUCCAGAGGAGCUGGCAGGAGUCAGGGGACAUCCAGGCCUCAAGGACCAGAAAUGCACGCAGUUUGCUCAAGUAGAUGAUGAUAAAGAGGAAGAAGAAGAGAAUCCAUUGCUGGUGCCACUGGAAGAAAAGGCAGUGCUUCAGGAAGAACAAGCUAACCUGUGGUUUGCAAAGGACGGCUUCCGUGGGAUUGAGGAUGACACUGACGAGGCUCUGGAGAUCAGUCAGGCCCAGCUGUUGAAUGAGAGCCGGCAGAAAGGGCGGCAGCAGCCAUCACCACCACCUUCCAGUUUGAAGACACAGAGGAAAACUCCUCAGUGCCAGAAAGAGGCCCCUGAGGGGACAGAGGCCUUUUCAGGGUCAAAAGCUGCCAAUGACCCUGGUGAGGAUGACAGAGAUACCUCCGACAGUGAUGGCAGCAGUAGUGAAGAUGAGAGCUGGAAACCAUCCUGUGGUACAAAGCGAAGCCGUGAGCCUAAAUCAGAUGAUGGAUUUGAGGUUGUGCCUAUCGAGGACCCAGCAAAACAUCGACUUCUGGACCCUGAAGGCCUUGCCCUAGGUGCUGUUAUUGCCUCCUCCAAAAAGGCCAAGAGAGACCUCAUAGAUAACUCCUUCAACCGGUACGCCUUUAAUGAAGACGAGGGGGAGCUCCCAGAGUGGUUUGUGCAGGAAGAGAAGCAGCACCGAAUACGCCAACUGCCUGUUGACAAGAAAGAGGUGGAACAUUACCGAAAACGCUGGCGAGAAAUCAAUGCGCGUCCCAUCAAGAAAGUGGCUGAAGCUAAAGCCAGAAAGAAACGGAGGAUGCUGAAGAAACUGGAGCAGACCAAGAAGAAGGCAGAAGCUGUGGUGAACACAGUGGACAUCUCAGAAAAAGAAAAAGUGGCCCAGUUGCGAAGUCUGUACAAGAAGGCUGGACUUGGCAAGGAGAAACGCCAGGUGACCUACGUUGUAGCCAAAAAAGGUGUGGGCCGCAAGGUGCGGCGGCCGGCUGGAGUCCGAGGUCAUUUCAAGGUAGUGGAUUCUAGGAUGAAGAAGGACCAGAGAGCACAGCAACGCAAGGAGCAGAAGAAAAAGCACAAGCGCAAGUAGGCAGAGACACCAGGGCCUCUGAGAAAAGACUGCAGACUAGAUGUGGACAGCUCACUCUGGCUUCUUUGGUACCUUGCUUCGAAGUAUUCCACCAUGGUAUUGAGUAGUGAUUGGGAGUCUCCUGCCUGAAGGAUGGUCUCCCAUAAAAUCAAUGAUGAACUGUCUUUUGUUGUGACAGACCCUAUAUCCUUUCAUGAGAACCUGGGAUGAAAAUAGUAAAAUCUUUUUCAAUCCUUAUGGGGUAGGGUGCCCAGGUUUGAUUUCCCCAGUACCCAUGUAAAUCCAAGAUGCAUUAAGUGGCAUGUGCACCAUGGUCUCGGCUUGACCUCUUUUUCUCAAGCAAAUAUUUUUAGCCUCCCUCACCCCUAAAGUAGGGUCUUGCUCUAGCCCAAGCCAGCCUGGAAUUCACUGUGUAGUUAGGGUGAUUCUCCUACUGCCUCCCUGGGAUUAAAGGUGUCCGCACACUCAGGUUAAAAAUGAAAUCCUAACUUAAAAAAAAAAAAAAAGCCAGGCAUGGUGGCACACUCCCUUAAUUGCAGCACUCGGGAGGGAUAGUCAUGAGUUCAAGACUACCCUGAGACAACAUAGUGAGUUCCAGGUCACCCUCGAAAAACCAAAAAUAAAUAAAAAGUAACACUUUAAGGGAAAGUUCACGGUUGAUGGCCUUUUUUUUUUUAAGCCUAUUCAUGUACAUGUGGUCCCUUUGAGUCCUUUUAUUAUUAGCUGAGUAGAAUGGUGAUAGAUGUCUUUUUAAUUCCCCACAUUUCACAUAUGGGCUUCACUGUUCCAAACCAUAAAUUUAAUUUAGAAAUGACGAACAGUCCUCAGGUCCCAGUAGUAAAACAUUUACUAGACAGCAAGCAGAGGAAUGCACAUCUUUAAAAGAAAUCUUCACAAAGUCACAAAAUUCAAAGUUUGUGUAUUUUCCUUUUAUAAACAAGAUAAAACAAAAAUUAUUCAGCAAAAGACUUCUACCAUUGGGGCAAGUUAAAAAAAAAUACAAUGAAAUAGAAGACACUUAAAAGCUA
Messenger RNA from Jaculus jaculus (lesser Egyptian jerboa), 3690 nucleotides. It is a transcript of the gene Ftsj3, whose product is annotated as FtsJ RNA 2'-O-methyltransferase 3. Gene Ontology annotation, biological process: maturation of LSU-rRNA from tricistronic rRNA transcript (SSU-rRNA, 5.8S rRNA, LSU-rRNA); rRNA methylation; maturation of 5.8S rRNA from tricistronic rRNA transcript (SSU-rRNA, 5.8S rRNA, LSU-rRNA). NCBI's taxonomy places the organism in Eukaryota, Metazoa, Chordata, Mammalia, Rodentia, Dipodidae. Bases 167 to 2662 code for a protein of 831 amino acids. Gene Ontology annotation, molecular function: rRNA (uridine-2'-O-ribose)-methyltransferase activity; rRNA (guanine) methyltransferase activity. Gene Ontology annotation, cellular component: preribosome, large subunit precursor; nucleus; nucleolus. The transcript has 21 exons. The record is from RefSeq and is a predicted model, not a curated record.